Molecule: messenger RNA, 3846 nt
Organism: Candidula unifasciata
Lineage: Eukaryota; Metazoa; Mollusca; Gastropoda; Stylommatophora; Geomitridae
Source: the annotation of a GenBank genome assembly
AUGUUCUUUAUCUUUUUCCUGACAGUGGCACGUGAGAACACGCAGGGAAACUUUCCUUUGCAAAAUUGUGAAGAGACUACCAUAGAAGUGCUAUCGCUGUUGGAUGACAGCGUCGACAUAUCCUGGGAGGAGCAGCACGAUUUGGUGUUAUCCUUUUGCUCUGAAUCCCCCUUCUGUUACGGGGCCACAGUUGUUGAUCAGCUCAGUGCUCACACGGAGACCAGCAGUUUCAGCGAUUGGAUUUAUCAGAAUGGGUUUAGAGAUUAUCCUCCAUACAUGGGCGGGUAUGUCAAACAUCUGGAGUUAACUAGAAAUGUAAGCAUAGUUCUUGAAUUAAAAAUAGGGUAUGUUGAACGUUUAUUUGAAGAAAUAAGCGCCCAGAUUACAGAUGAGGCAGUUCGUGUUGGAAUUAUCUAUCUUGAUGGCACCACUUUUACAUAUGAAGAAUUAAAAAACGUAUCAUCCAGUUUAAAACAACGAAAAGCAACAGAUUUGAAGAUACUUGUUGUUGUAGUUGGGUAUAAACUUGAGAAGGAAAUCGUACUCUUGUUUGACACUAUAGUGCUUCCCGACAAGGAGCUAAAGAAAUUUGGCCAGUAUCUAUUAAUGGCAAUGUGCAGCUGGUGUAGUAGCGGUUGGUUUUCUCUUCAACACACAACCAGCUUAGAUAUGCUGUCUUGUUAUACAAUCUACCACACUCCAGAGUUACAUACAUGGAGUAGUGAAUCGAAAUGGUGCAGCACCUCUUUUAACAGUUACUUAGCAACAAUUGAAACUGUAGAAGAGAUGCUAUUUUUAAGAAAGCAAGCAUAUGAAGUGUUUGAAGAAUUUAAAGUGUCGGAUCUAAGCUUUCAUAUCGGACUUCGCAGAGAUGUAGAUAGCUAUGAAAAACGAUUUCAAUGGGAGACCACUUCGGGAAGAUAUCGUCCACUUUUAUUCAAUCACUGGUUGCCAGGUAAACCUUCUAGACGAUUCGUCAGCAAUGACUGUGGGGUCUGGCGUUUUACUAAUAUCUGGACAGACAAUAAAGAUAGCCCAAAUGUUGUCACGAAUAUCACCAAGGUCGCCUCAAAUGAGGGAUGGACAGAUGUUUAUUGUCAGAAGGAAAUAUUAUCUUUAGCAAUAUGUGAGGUUACUCUUCCCCGACGGUUUAAUGAUAGCAUACAAGAUCAAAAUGAAGAUGGCAUUUUGAAAUUACAAAAUGGGCGUACCGUGAGCUAUCUAACAAAAUUUGUCUCCGUCUCUGCAAACGUAGCAAACCCAACGUUUUUUCAAUUUCUGAAAGACAAUAAGCAAGACUUUCCCAUUUUUGACUGUGGGGAAGAUGUCGGUGAUGGUAGAUACAUUUCAUAUAGCUUGGUAUGUGACUUCGUUGAUCACUGCAGAAACAAACGAGAUGAACUGUCUUGUGUAAAUCCACGGGAAUUAAAUCUAGAAAAUGAAGUGUUUUGCACAUCUGGACAACGUCUGCACAGUUCUAAAUACAUCUGUGACAAUGUAAAAGACUGUAGAGACGGAAGCGACGAGGAUGAUUGUAUGGCGGAUAAUUGUAAAAGUGUACCAUGUCACGAUGGUUCGUGUCUACCACUGCAAUGGAUCGAUGAUGGACACAUUGACUGUUUCAUUUACGAAAAUAGCAAUACCGACUGCUUCCUGAGUGAAGAAAACUCCCAUGCAAAUGUAGAUUUUGAUCUACACGAUAACACAAGCUGUGCCUUAGUAUGCAACCGUGACAAUUGUAUAGACGAGUCUAUGCUCAAUGAUGGAGUCGAACACUGUACAGGUUCUGAAGGACCACUAGAUGAGACUAUAGGAGCACUGGAACCUGCAAGAACUUGUAGAAAUGCAUUUGGACAUUUUAUCUGGGCUCCAAAGUGCCAUUAUAUCAAAUACAGAUACGGUGGUAUCAUAGGCUGCAGAGAUAUGUCACAUCUGAGAGACUGCGAGAACUUCCUGUGUGGUCACGGAUUUAUGAAAUGCUAUGACUCGUACUGUAUCCCUCAUCAUUAUCUUCGCGAUGGAAAAGCUGACUGUCCUACAGGAGAAGAUGAACAACUGUUCUACAUUGGUCCGCGUACUGGCAAGUAUUUCGCUUGCUGGGACAGCAACAUUUUCCUCCAUCCUGUACUAGUUUGUAAUGGCCGCACUGACUGUCCGCUUGGUGACGAUGAACUUGAUUGCCACGAAUUGUGUCCUGGAGGUUUCCGUUGUGUGGCAGGGACGGUUAUGCCAUCAGGUUAUAACAGCACAGUUUUCUCGAAACCAGCUGUGUCUGAUUUAGACAGACGGACCAGAUAUCUUGACCUGUCAGGGGUAGAAAUGGAAGCUGAUUUCUUAUCUACCUUUCUUGUGAAUGACAUCCCUUUUAAUUUGAAAGUCCUUAUUAUGUCUAAAUGCAGCAUCAAUAGCUUAUAUAUUCCCAAUCCUGUCGAAGACGGCAAGAAGCCACCACCAUUGACGAUACAGAAACUGGAUAUUAGCUACAAUAUUUUCGAAAUAUUUUCAGAACCUGAUUACAAUUAUUAUUAUAAACACAUACAUUAUCUUAAUUUAUCACACAACCAUGAGUUGAGAUUGUUAACAAAUUUACGAUUCAAUUUGCUAGAAAUACUUGAUCUAUCUUAUACAAGUAUUUUGUCCUUAAAUGAUUCAGUGUUUGCAUCAUUACCAAGAUUGAUGCAUCUCAAUUUAAGUCACACCCUGAUUUCAGAUUUUUCGGGACUAUAUUUCAAUUCCAAACGUACACUACAGACACUAGACUUACGAGGAAUUCCUGCUGAAGAUAUUCACGACUAUUCAUUCCAUGGCCUCGCUAUAAGUCAUACAUUGUAUACUGAUCAUUUUGAGAUUUGCUGUCCUAACAUUCAGAGCUUAAUCAUUGCAUCGCACGCAUGCAAAGCAUCUGCCGAUGCAGGCGCGAUUUCGUCGUGUUUUAAUCUGCUAGGAAUUUCAGUUCAGCGAUAUCUUCUCUGGAUCGUUGCAUCACUUGCCGUUCUGGGAAAUGUGACGGUAAUUGUGUAUCGUGUAAUCUGGGAUAGGUCAGUUCUCAAGAGUGGAUUCGGUCUGUUUGUGACAAACUUGGGAAUAUCUGACUUUAUUAUGGGAGUAUAUCUGUUCAUUAUUGCCGGGGCUGAUUAUUUCUUUCGUGACAAUUACGUUCUACAUGACAAGAGCUGGAGGACCAGUGUUGUGUGCAAGAUUGCUGGGUUCAUGGCUUGUCUUUCCUGUGAAGCAUCAACGUUCUUUGUUUUUCUCAUCACUCUAGACAGGUUUCUGGUGAUGAAGUUUCCCUUUGGUCAAAAGAAAUGCUCUAAAUUAAUUAAAAUCAGCGCUGUUGUGUUGUCUUGGGUGGCAAGUUUCCUUCUAGCUCUGGUUCCCAUUGUGUUUGGUUUUGACAUAUAUUCUUCUAACGCAAUGUGUCUUGGUCUACCCUUGACAAACACACAAGCUAAAGGUUGGAUUUACUCUGUUGUUGUUUUUAUUAUUUUUAACAUUAUUAUGUUUCUCUUCAUUGCAUGCGGUCAGUACGCUAUCUUCCGUGCCAUGUCAGGUAAUAGAAUAUCUAAAUCAGCAGUCAACAUGCCUCGUUCACGGCGUGUCGAAGAUAUAACAGUAGCCAAACAAUUGUCCCUUGUCGUUCUUUCUAAUUUUCUUUUCUGGUUUCCAGUUGGAGUUUUGGGACUUAUGUCAUUAGGUGGUCAUGGGGUCAGCAGCGAGGUUUAUGGCUGGACAACAGUGCUCCUACUUCCCAUAAACUCCGCUGCAAAUCCGAUUUUAUAUACUAUUCCGGCCCUAAUGGCUAAAUGGGAAAGGUUCAAAACUGGAGAUCAUAGGACGCUUUCAUAA